CUAGAAGUCGCGAAAUAGCUUAGCUCCACUAGCUGAGCGUAGAAAACGCGUCGUAUUUUUCAAACAGGCCAAACCGCCAAAGGACACACACCACCCACCUCUAGGCUCUAAGCCUCUAACCCACUCUUUCUUCCCCUUUUUAAUUAAUCAUCCAUCACUGUAUAUUCCUUCUUGUCCACGGAGCCACGAAGCCAUGGCAAUGACUUCCAUUGACUUAUCGCAACCAUUCCUCCUUAUAAAAACCAGCACACCAAAAGCUUCACCCACCAAACCUGUCAUUCAAGCUCUUAACAGUUGACACCAAUCUCUCAAACUUCUCCACAUCUCGCCUAGCUCGAUUCCAUCUCCUCCUCUGAAGCUCAAUCCUCUGUUUUCCGGCAAACGGAAAAAAAAUGAAGCAGGUUGUGGUUCUGAAGCUGGAUCUGCACGACGACAGAGACAAGCAGAGAGCGAUGAAGAGAGUCACCGGGAUUUCCGGGGUCGACUCGGUGUCGAUGGACAUGAAAGACAUGAAGAUGACGGUGGUGGGAAACGUGGAUCCGGUGGAAAUCGUGAGCAAGCUGAGGAAGCUGUUCCCGACGGAGGUGGUGUCGGUGGGACCGCCGAAGCAGCCGGAGAAGAAGAAGGAAGAAGCGCCGGCGGCGGCGAAGAUAGUAGAGGAAGGAAAAGACAAGAAGAACCCUCAGGGGCCUCCUCCUCCCGUUAUCUCUUACUACCCUCCUCAGGUCAACGGCGGUUACUAUUACAAUAAUUACCCUUAUCAACAGCAGAAGGGGUACGGCAAUUACCCUUACCACCAGUACGGCGGCGCCGCGCAAGUCGUCGGCGACGAUCCAAAUUCUUGUGUCAUUUGUUAACUAAACUAAUAGUUACCGGAAUUACAGUAUUUUAUUUCCUUUUUUUAGUCUCUCCGUUAGCGACGAUGACCUCAGAUUUAAUUUCUUUUAUUAAAAAAAAAAAUUGGUGCAUUUUGUGGGUUAUUUGUCAUUUCCGUAACACUGAAAAUAUGACGGCAAUAUCGCAAAAUACCACCUUAAUUUUACACUAGCUUAUAACUCGUCCCAUUGACCGAAAUGUUCAUAUUUGAUUACCUAUAUU
Messenger RNA from Linum tenue, 1098 nucleotides. Lineage: Eukaryota; Viridiplantae; Streptophyta; Magnoliopsida; Malpighiales; Linaceae. The record is from the annotation of a GenBank genome assembly.